Molecule: messenger RNA, 13520 nt
Organism: Solenopsis invicta (red fire ant)
Lineage: Eukaryota; Metazoa; Arthropoda; Insecta; Hymenoptera; Formicidae
Gene: Vps13D
Product: vacuolar protein sorting-associated protein 13D
Exons: 25
Coding region: 251-12340 (4029 amino acids)
Biological process (GO): protein retention in Golgi apparatus; mitochondrion organization; protein targeting to vacuole
Cellular component (GO): extrinsic component of membrane
Source: RefSeq, a predicted model, not a curated record
UUAGUAAUUGGUGGUAGUCGACAUCGACGGUGGUUAUCAGUGGUUAUCAAUGAGAGAAACCGUUAUUUGAAAUGGAUCUCGAAGUCGACGGUGAGAUACGAAUUUUUAAUGAGGGAUAUAACGACAGUCAAAAUACGAGAGGUUCCGAACAUUCGCAUGAGAUAUAAGUGACUAUAACCUAUGAGGCCACUUGUGCGUAUUCACGCAGACAUUUCCGGCUGGACAGUGGCAAAGAUAUCACACGUUCAAAAUGUUGGAGGGACUCGUCGCUUGGGUACUGAACAAUUAUCUCGGCAAAUACGUCGAGAAUCUAAACACGGAUCAGCUGAGCAUUGCUUUGUUGUCAGGGGAAGUCGAAUUAGAAAACUUACCCCUGAAACGCGAGGCUCUGCGUCAUAUCGGAUUGCCAAUGGAAAUCAAGGCUGGAUUUAUCGGUAAAAUCAGAUUGCAAGUGCCAGUUAGGCAAAUAAGAACUGCAUCGUGGGUCAUAGGUAUAGAGCAGCUCUAUUUAGUGGCGGGACCAAUUAAUUUGGAUGAGUAUGACAACGAAGCGGAGGAGCAAGCAAUAUUAGAAUAUAAACUCAGUCGGCUGGAUGCUUUAGAAGCCAGAUGGAGAGCCGAUAUAGAGCAUGAUCCUGGUUACUAUGCUUCGAGUUAUAGCUCGUGGUUAAAUUAUGGCACAUCUCUAGUAACAAAUAUCAUCGAAAAUUUACAGUUGAACAUCAAAGAUGUUCAUAUUAGAUACGAAGAUGGUAUUACACUACCAGAUGAUAAUGGUAUUGCAUUUGGCAUUACAAUUGGAGCAUUAACUACUCAAAGUUGUGACGCUAGCUGGAUACCUAGUUCCACGUCUUGGAAUCUUACAGAUGCGUCGUUUAAGCUAAUGGAACUCGAUAGUCUUUCGGUUUAUUGGAACCACGUGAAGAAAGAUCAUCUUUUUGGUGGACUUAAUCUAGGCGAUCUAGCUAUUGCUAUGAGUAAAAAUAAGAUUCAACGACACAUUUUAUCGCCCGUGAAUGCAAGAGCGCACAUUAAGAGAGAUCGAACCGAACGUCCAUUAAGGUCUAUUAAUAAACCGCGUAUCGUAGUAGAUUUGCUUUUGGAUGAAGUACCAUUAUUUAUAACAGACCUUCAAUAUGAGGAAAUGGUCAAAUGUAUCAAAGAGCUUGAUCGUAUAGAUCGUCGUAAACAGCAAUGGCGUUGUAGGCCAGUAAUUCCCGUUAAACAAGCUUGCAAGGAGUGGUGGAAGUAUGCUGCUAGGUGUCAUCUCGGCAGAGACACGCUUAAACCGAAACUAUCCUGGAAAGAUAUGCUUCUCAGAGCCAGAGAGAACGUUUGUUACGUUCAAACAUAUACUAAAUUGUUAGGUACAAGCACACCUACCUCGAUCUUAUCUCCGGAAAUUAAAACGUUGAAGGAGAAGAUCGAGAACGAACGAAAUUUCGACGAGCUUCGGGUAUUGAGGGAACUGGCUAUGGAGAAAAUGAGACCUGCGAAAAUGCAACUACCUAAUAUGAAUGUACCACAAGGACGUGGUAUGCUCGAGCAAUGGUUUCCACAAUGGUGGGGCUGGUCUUCAAAGAUAUCUCACAGUAACAAUGGAACGCAAAACGGAAAUAGCUCGACUACUUUCGAUGGCGAACUGCUGGAUGUUUUAGCGGACACUAUGAAUGAUGACACUCUUUUACGUCGCGACACAGUAUUUGGACAAUUUAAUUUUGCUCUGGUGCAAGGCGCGGUAUCGUUGUGCACCGCAAAAGAUGGAAGCAACAGGAAAACUGUGAUAGAACUGAAAUUCGAAAGAGUGAACCUGAGCUAUGAAUCACGACCUAGAUCCGGAUCGCACAAGUUCUCAGUCAGUUUAGGCGCGUUAUACCUGCAUGAUUUUCUCACGGAAAACUCUACAUUUCCCAUUUUAGUGCAACCUCAAGUCACAUCCAACGGCAUAUCCUCGCGCGUUCGCAAUUCGUCGGAAAAACUAACGAAAGCGCCACAUCAUUUAUUCGAACUGAUCUAUGAAAAAAGACCGCUUCACGUUACUGUGGAUCAUUUAUUGCAUGUGUACUCGCAGUCCUUGGAUGUUGUGUAUAAUCCAACCGUCAUAUACUGGCUGAUAGAUUUUAUGUGCAAACCGCAUCGAUCGGUGUCGUCCAAUCAACGAUUUCAGGCGAUGAAACGUCGCACGAGAAGGCAAUUGAUUAAGAACUGGGAACAAAUUUUAGACGGCGAUUUCGUAUAUCGUUCAUCUUGGGAUCUACAGUUUAAGAUCUCUGCACCACAGAUCUUAUUGGUGGAAAGCUUCGUUGAUUCUAACGCGGCCGUGGUGAUGGUCGAUUUCGGUAAAUUACAUUUAUCGAACGCGAAUCUGAAUCAUGUGAUACUGAAAAUAGAGUCACCUAAAAGUGAUGAUGAUGAAGAUGAGAGAUACGAAACACCUUGUUCCACUCCGCCCGGUAGUCAGGAAAACGGUUCCCUACACGACUUUCAAGGGUUGUCCGAGACCGAGUUACACAAGAAAUUGUACGAUCAGUACUCGAUUGAUUUAGUGGACCUGCAGAUUUUAGUGGGUAAGACAAAUGACAAUUGGAAACACGUUCGCACGAGAGGCACGUCGAGCUUACAUUUUCUCGAGCGUUUUAACAUAUCGUUGCAAGUUGAACGACGUGUCUUCACCACUUCGGAUCCUAAUUUCCCAUCGGUUACGGUAUCUGGUAACUUGCCAAGGCUGGUAGUGCAUGUGAACGAGCAGAAAGUGGGCGCGAUACGUUUAAUUUAUAACUUACUGUCGAGCUUUUCCCGCUCUGCCGGCAUUCCGCAAACAGAAGCCGUCAAUAUAGAACCGAAGAGUCCCAGGAAGGAGGAGAGUCGUUCCUUGAGCCAUGCGGUGAUGGUACAAUUUAUCAUCGAUCAGAUGGCCUUUGAAUUACAAUCGAGAGGUCGCAGCGUGGCAGAGCUACAAGUGUCUGGCGUUCGGGCAGCCCUCAGCAAAAGAAUGGCAGAUCUGAGCGUCUCCCUCUCCGUCCACGGUCUGCUUUUGGUCGACGCUCUUCAAGAAUUCGGGCCAGAUUUUGAAUUGCUGGUGGCUAGUCACAAACAUGUCGGUAUGGACAGCGUUUCCGGUAGAUUAAGGGAUUCGGAACCGACGUCGCCCGUUUCGCCAGAAUCGCCCGAGUCACCCGACUCCGCGAGACCACCACGACUGACCUCUCCCGUUGCCUUGACCAAUGCCUUGUCCAGUUUGGUGAACAAAACCAAGACUCCGCUCUCACCCAGGAAUAAUUCGUUGGUCGGCCUAGAAAAAUUGGAUUCGGAGGCGCUGAUUGUCGUAGAGUUGACGCUGGUAGACGACCCCACGGAAAACCUGAGAAUGGCAAAUAUACAGUUCAAUAAUCUAGAUAUUAUAGCCAAUCAGGAGACGAUAGUAGAAUUGUUAGGUUUCUUCCGAAGAAUCUUGCCAUUGCAGAAGUCGCGGCCAGCGUAUGUUGCGAGCCGAGACAAUUCUUUGUCGAGUCAAAGUACAGAAAUAAGAUCAAUGUCAACGAGAACUGAAAUUACCUUUGACUUUCAUCGCUUGAAUGUGCUACUUUUACGCGCAGUCAUGCAGGAUAAUCAUUUGGUGGGGCAAAAGAUCGCCACGGCGACUAUGUCGGACGCGCGCAUACAGGCGACUUUAGCUGCAAAUACAUCGAUCUCGGGCUCUCUUGGCGGAGUACAAGUUCUUGAUCAAACGUCAACCGGGAAGACUCACCAGCGGAUUAUCAGUGUAGGUAGGGAUCCUCUGGCUGAUCCGCAGCAUUAUCCGUUUGAGCACUUUAGUAGUCUAUCCGAUCAGCCAGAGGCGUUUAGAUUCGUGGCGAAUCGCAACACCAGGCAGGUCAGCGAGGACGAUUGCAUAGAAAUCGAUCUCGAUCUCACGAUACGUGUGGCCAGCGUUUGGUAUACUCAUGCGCCGCACCUGAUAUCGGAAUUGCGUUCGUGUGCCGACGAAUUCAAACAAUAUCUAAGCAAUUUUGCGCGUCAGAUCAGCGCAGCCGCCACUGAUAUGGCGAUUGGUUUGGUGAACGCCGACGAUUGGACCAUCCCGCCGCGUAAACGAUUGCCGAGUGUCUCGGUUGAUUUAGAUAAUGUAAAUGCGCUUUCGAUGAAAUUAGACGUGCUUCUGGAAAGUCCGGUGCUCGUGUUACCUCGUUCUUCUCAUAGCAGACAAGUAUUCGUUGCUCACCUGGGUACGAUGUCGCUGCGACACGAGCCCCACUUGGGAUCUAUGGCGAAACACAAGGUCACGCUGGAAGUGCGCGACAUGAAUCUAUACUCUCUGGAGAUGUCUGCCAAUAUCGGGCAAUCACAAAGCAAUCUACCGAGAGCCGAGGAGAUGUACUCGUGCAAGGAGUUGGGCAAGCCGAUACUACACGAUACAACGCUAAAGAUUCUGGUUGAGAAGCAAAACACCUUAACGCAAAGUAUGAGCUUCCUACUUGAUUGCGGUGAUUUUACGAGCAAUAGUCCAAUUGUACAGGUACACGGCGCCGUGAUAACGCCACUGAAAGUAUCGCUGUCGCGCGGCCAAUACGAGCAAUUACUCGACACCACUCAUCGAUUAUUCUCCAUGCCUACCGUGACUGCCACAGCUGCAGUGUCGGAAUAUGACGAUCUCGACGGGCUAUCCAACUACUCGGAGAAGCUUGAUCUCUACGUGAAAGUCUCGUUCGAACUGCCGAUUCUUAGCGUACAAUUGAAGCAGGCGCACUCGGAGCAGCCACUGGUGGAGUUGUCAAUGCGUGACUUCGUUGUCAAGUAUGACAAAUUACAUCGAAACGAAUCGAGCGUGCAGGUUGCGCUGCGCUCUCUCCUGAUGGAAGAUCUUCUGUGCGCGGUCGGCUCGCGGCAUCGUUGCAUGAUGCAGUCGUCGGCGCCCACGCGCGCAAAACUGUCUACAGGCGCUUCAAAAUCGUGUCCAGAUCUUGCGUUCGCGCGACAAUAUAAAAACACCUUCGGACGCGGUAGUCUGCCAGAUCGGUUGGAAACCUACACCCUGUACGGCGCGAUUCCACCGCACUGGCGCAGAAAACCAGCGAUCUCGUCAGCCGAUACACCGAACACGCCACCGCCCUCGCCAGGCGGCAUUACCAGUGAAGAGAACUUGGUGCUAAUGAGCAUCACCAUGACGUAUCCCGAAGAGAAUGGCUGCAUCGCCCCCGAAGAUCGGUUCUAUCGCAAAAUGGUAACCGUGGACUUCAAUUGCCUGGAUUUGGUGAUAAGCGUGGAAUCGUGGAUGGUGGUGUUUGACUUCUUUGGAAUUGCAGGCUUGUCCGGAACGGCUGAUGACGAAGUUGCCGCGCAUCGAGCCACGCCGGAUAGCGAUAGUACUAGCACAAGCAAGGUAGACGAUAAUUUACCAGUGAGGUCGGAAACCGAGAUUGAAGUAAGAUCGUUGACGCUGGUGCUGACGCAGCUGGAGCACGAGAUAGCGAAAGCCAAUGUGUCCAACGCCAGCAUGCACAUCCUUAAGACGGUGGAUGGCAAAACCAAGGUGUCCGGAUCAUUGGGCUCGAUGUCGUUGCUGGAUUUAACACCGCACGGCCGAUUCUACCGCGAGAGAUUCCUGUCGUCCGGCAGGAAGGCGCUCAACUUCCAGUACUCGAGCUACGCUGACUGCGAGGACCGGCCUCAUGACGCGCGGCUCAAGUUGGAGAUGUCCGCCGUGCAUUACGUUCACACUCAGAGAUUCGUGGCGCAAUUACAGGCGUUCUUUGGCCACUUCUCGCAACUGUGGAGCAUCAUGCGGAAUCUUCGUGCCGGCGUCGGUGCCGUCAUAGAUGUGAACAAGCGUGGCACGCGAUUGUCGUUGCAGCUGAAUGCUGGUGCACCGGUAAUACUGUUACCGGUGAGUUCCAGAUCCGACGAACUGAUCCUGCUGGACCUGGGAGAGCUUACAGCGCACAAUAGAUUCGACACAUCGUUAGCUGUUCCGGAUUGUUUGCUGGACGUGAUGCUGCUCGAGCUGGUCAACAUGGACGUGUACGCGGCGCGGCGACUCCAGUGCGAUUUGAGUUUGAACGAGGACGCGGAUGCCUUGACGGUGGGCGGCGUUCUCAUCAGGAAGAUGGGCUCCUCGUUGCUCACAGAAAAGUGUCAUUUGAAGCUGCGCAUCGAGCGGAAUCUCGACACUUAUAUAAGCCGCGAUAUACCUGAUCUCAGUGUGCACGGUAUAUUAUCGACGAUGGACUGUGCUCUGGAUCCAGAACAGUACAUGCUGAUUCGCGGCCUUCUGUCCUACAAUAUCGGUGAGAAUCUGGACGAUCUACGUCUCCUUGUGCAAGAUUGGAAUCAUACUGUGGAAUAUGCGAUCCCAACCGUGGACAAUCGCGCCAAGACAUGGACUCGAUCCUGCAUAACUCUGGAGCUGGUAAACGUGACGGUGAAACUGCACCCGAGUCACAAUAUCGCAGCACUUGCAUGCAUCAAUUUUAUUAAGUCUCGACUAACGCUGGACUCGCUGAGCGAUGGCUCGCAGGACAUCGAUCUGGUGUCUCAAGAGAUCUUGAUCAUGGACACGCGUUUUCAAAACGAGCCGGUAGAUCGACAGUGCAACGUGUUCACGCGAAUCUUACAGCCGUUAAGAGACACGGUCAAUAUUGAGGUUGACAAGGACCGCGUCCAAGCGGAAGUACAUCAUCGAAAGCGUAAAGCUUACUCAGCGACUACCAUUCUGUUGCAUAGCAUGCGACUGACUGCCAUUCUGGAUUGGUGGCAGGCCGUGCGAGAUUUCCUAUUGUUGAAUUCGCCGGAACCGGACCCUAUACCCGGCGCCAUGCAGUCAAUUAUUAAUCAAGAAGCCGAAAUCGUCGACACUAUCGCAGUCGCUACACCAUUUGAACUAAAAAUUAAUAUCACGGACUCCGAGCUAGUCAUUGUCGAGGACACCGCGAUUCUUGAUACCAACGCCGUGAUUCUCAAGACGACUGCUGUCUUGUCGUAUCGUUCGACGCCGCAGGAAGGCGAGAAACCACUCUCCUGCAAUCUCUCGCAUUGCGAGCUAUUCUCGUGCAUUCUAGGUAUGGAAAACGAAACUGCCCUAUCUAUCAUUGAUCCUGUUGGAGCGAGUUUGGAUCUGACUCAAGACAGGUGUCUAGAGAUCCAAUUGCAGCCAUUGUGCGUGAGACUGAGCUACCAUGACGUGACCAUGUUCUCUAGGAUGUUAAGCUCUCUUCCUAAACAGACUUUAUGGGCGAAGCAGAGAUCGAGCGAAGCGCUGGUGGAGAGCGGCCAGACGAUGGACAGCCAGGUGUUAAAGCUGAUCACUUUAGGUUUUGCAGAGGCUGAUUGCAAAAUCGCAUUGGAUCACUGUGACGGUCAGCUGGACGAUGCCGCUCUUUGGCUGACGCAGAAUGCGGUGCCGAUAAGUGCCGAGGCGGUCGCAACGAAUAACGAUUCAGUUUUCCGGACUGUGGAGUUGCAGGUAUCCUGCAUGCGGAUCUGUAUCAUCGACGAUUGCCGCGACGCGGACGUGCCGCUUCUAGAGCUCACUUUGGCAGACUUCAACUUGCGGAAAUUGAGUCAACAGCCUGGUUUGCUGUCCGCCACUAUCGGCAUAGACUAUUACAAUAGAGUACUAAGCGGUUGGGAGCCAUUCAUCGAACCUUGGCGAGCGAAUAUUGAUUGGGAACAAAUAUUUAUCAGUUCGUUGGAUCCAAAAAGACUGAACGUGUCUAUCAACUCCUAUGAUUCUGUGAACGUUAAUAUCACGUUAACAUUGGUGGAACUCGUGCAACUAGUCAAACACAAUUGGACGCAGGAUUAUUAUUUAUCUAAUGGAAACACUAUCGUUGGUAAAUCGUCGACAAGGGGACAAGUAUAUCGACGUCGAUCACCAUUUAUACCUUUUGCCCUGAAAAAUGACACUGGCUGUCGACUUUGGUUUAAAACAUUUAUCGCCACUGCGGACGAGACGAUAGAUGUCAGCAAAGCGUCAUCUCAAGCGAAGAACGUCCUAGACAAAGACGAUACGUGGAUAGAGGUGAUUCCGGGAGACACCACGCCGUUUACGUUUGAGGUGAGGGGCAAGUUGAGGCAUCAUGCGACGCAUAUCGUCAGAAGGCAUCAGAUUGCAGUUCUGGUUGAGGGAUGGAAGCCGGUGGAUCCUGUGACCGUUGAUCGCGUGGGCAUUUAUUUUCGACAUGCGAAUGCUAACAUUGCUGGAUUUCAGCCGAUUACACCGAAAGCUAGAUUAGUAUUUGCUGUGGAACUUGAAGGAUCCGCUAGGAAGUUAGUUACAAUUAGAUCAGCCCUUCAGGUAUCCAACAAACUAGCUCAUCCGAUCGAGAUCAAAAUAGAGAAAUCAUUAAGCCACCUUGGAUACUUGCCGCUGACCUCAACCAGUACUGGAAGAAUUUUACAAGUACCGGCGCAAUCAGUGAUAUCUAUGCCUUUGACGCAUACCGGGAUACAAAUGUGCUUCAAACCGCUCAUUUCGAACUAUCUGUUCCAAUAUUGCAUGGAAUCAGUAGACUGGACGAUAGUUAAAAAACCAUUAGAAGUAUCAGAAAACUAUGUUACUUGCCGGACUAAUCAGAAUAACAUAUUCAGGAUGUGUGUGGCUGUAAGACGAAACAAUUAUCCACCUGACGGAAUACAAGUGUUACCGGCGCACACGAUCACAGUAAUGGCACCUAUAACGUUGACAAACUUAUUGCCAUACGAAUUGACGUACGAGGCAGGUGUAGAAGGUGGUAGAAUCACGCCUGGCUGCAGCGCGGAUUUGCAUUGUGCAAAUUUGACCGAGAACCUGGAAAUUACGAUUCAAUUGGAUGGUUAUCCAGGAUAUGGACUAAUAAUAUUACCACCGAACAGCAGUUCUUUUACCACUCGUCUCAAAUUAUUGGAUUCCGCUACCAGAAUACUUUACCUGCAGGCGUCUGUAAUUGUGGAAAAAGGUGCAGCCGUGCAAAUCAACAUCACUGCACCUUAUUGGAUUAUAAACAAGACCGGUUUGCCUUUGGUAUUCAGACAAGAGGGAGUCGGUAUCGAGGCGGCGGGACAAUUCGAAGAGCAUGAAAGAGCAAGGAUGGUAGCACCGUUGCUAUUUUCGUUUAGCGACGAAGAGGCCAGUAGAACUUUGUCAGUCAGAAUCGGAACGGAAGUUCAUCCUCAUGGAAUACCACAGUGGUCUCAACAUUUUCAUUUGCAGCCUGGAAUUCACGUUCAUCGAUUGAGAAUCAGUUUACGUGAGGGCAGACCCGAUAUAGUCUACUUGAUUAGCGUGGCCACUCGCGCAGCAAGAGGAAGAUAUAGAGCCACUACUGUGGUUACAUUAUCGCCAAGAUAUCAAUUGCACAAUAAAUCAUCUUAUACAUUGGAGCUGGCUCAGAAAUGUUUUACAACAACUGUCUCUCAUCCGGAUGCCCAGGCGACAUAUAUAACUACUAUGCCAGAUUGUCACAUGCCUUUCCACUGGCCACGGUUAGAUAAAGAUUUGUUGCUCUGCGUCAGGAUCACCAACGUUCCGGAUUGUAUGUGGUCAGGCGGUAUCACAUUGGAUGAUAAUUAUUCAUUGACCAUUAAUGUCAGAAACGCAACAGGGAAAAUGCAUUUUCUACGGGUAGACGUAGUACUGCAGGAAACUACCUUCUUCAUUGUAUUCACUGACGCCGAUACCAUGCCACCUCCUAUAAGAGUAGAUAAUUUUUCAGAGGUUUCUUUGCUCGUUAAUCAGAUCGGAGUUCCCGAUAAUUUCCAAUGGACCGUGAGACCUCAUUCGUCAGUACCAUAUGCCCUAGAUGAACCAAUUGAAACUGCUGGUCUAGUACUGACAGCACCCGGAGGUGUGACAGCUUCUUAUGAUUUAAAUAUAUUAGGAGAGGGUAGAGGACUGACUUAUGAAAACUUUAUUUACAUUGCGUUUACAGGCACUUUCAAGGCCGAUUGCGAUCUUGGAACAGGUGAAAGCAAUUUAGAUCCAUUGGAUGUAGAAACUCAGAGAUUGGUCUUAGAAGCUGGUUCUGGUGGUUGGGUUGCUCUUCGGAGGAAACAGUAUGGUGAUAGAUCGCAGCUUUGGAGAAUGACUGGCGAUGGACAAUUGCAACAUGAAGGCUCCAGUCCACCGAGAGACAAGCAUUCGAAAACACCGGGUACGAUAUUCGUUUUGGAUAUAGCGGGCACUGCACCGCAACCGUUCACGUAUUGCGCUCUCGCUCUGAGGAAGCCGGAUUCUAGGCGACGUUCGACGCAGACCUGGAGGUUCACCGACGACGGACGUCUAUGUUGCGCACAUAAGAAUAUGUGUGUUCAGUCGAAAGAUGGCUUUAUGGGACUAUACGAAGGCGGCAGUGUCGCCCGUUGGCAAAUGUGGAGCGAAGCUGUACUGGGUCCUCAGACACAUAGCAAUCCACCACCGAUCGAGCAACGUGUGGGCAGACAAAAGUUGCGUCCGGGUUCAGGAUUCUUGUCGAUCAGAGUGACCACUGACGGUCCGACUCGGGUUCUACAAGUUUUGGAUAUUAAGGAAAGAAAGAAAACAUUUGCUUUACUCGAAGAACGCGAUUGGUCCCAUAUCGCCGUAAGUCAUCGGCCCACUCAGAUUAAUGCCGAUAUUAAAAAAAUGGAUUCUAGCGAAUUAAAUUUAGAGCUGAACUUGCCAACCGGUCUCGGAUUGUCUAUUGUAUCGCAAAGGCCGGUAGAAGAACUAUUGUUCGCGCGGUUUGCUGCAAUCUCCUUAGAUUUAAUGCAUACCCCGUUGAAUACCACGUUGGAUCUGAGCGUUGCUGAUGUGCAAAUUGAUAAUCAAUUGUUUGAGGCACAAUGCACCUCAGUUUUAUUCGUAACACGGUCAUCGCGUACGGAAGAUGAGUCCCGACCUACUCUUCAUUUAGCGGUGGAAAAAUUACAAUCAAAGAAUCAAAAUGCGGAGAUAUAUAAACAUGUCAUAGUGAGUGUCAAACCUCUGUGCGUACACUUAGAAGAAAAAUUUAUCCUGAAACUGGCAGCAUUUCUCGGAAUUGGCAAGUCGGAACUGGAAGUGCCCGUCGACGAGAAUGAUUUUAAGGCGCAAAGAUUCAUUUCUGAGGUAUCUGCAGCGCACGCUAAGAGAUAUUAUUUUGGCGCCCUAAAACUCGUUCCUAAUCAAGUAAAACUCAGCGUUCUCACUACAACAAAAUUGCCGCAUCAUCUGCAGGCUGUAAAAAGAAAAUUGGGAUUGACUCUAAUUAACUUCGAAAAUGCCACAAUCGAGUUGGAGCCGUUUGUUAAGAAACAUCCUUUUGAAAGCAGUCAAUUUUUAGUACAUUCCAUCGUAAAGCAUUACAAAGAUGAAUUAAAAUGGCAAGCUGCAGUUAUUCUAGGUUCUGUGGAUUUCUUGGGAAAUCCUCUUGGAUUCGUGAGUGACGUUACGGAAGGUGUUUCUGGUCUUAUCUACGAAGGCAGCGUAAAAAGUCUAGUGAAAAAUGUUACGCACGGUAUUUCGAAUUCGGCAGCGAAAGUGACGGAAUCCUUGUCGGACGGUUUAGGAAGAGUGAUUAUGGACGAAAGGCACGAAGAGACCAGACAAAGAAUUCGGGCUAACACGACGGGAAGUAGCGAUCACUUGGUAGCCGGCUUAAAAGGUUUUGGUUUUGGUCUACUUGGUGGUGUCACCAGUAUAUUCAAACAGACAUAUGACGGAGCAACCAGCGAAGGUUUUCCAGGCUUCUUUGCGGGUUUUGGAAGAGGAGUAGUAGGUACGAUAACGAAACCCGUCGUUGGUGUCCUAGAUCUAGCAACGGAGACAGCUAGCGCUGUACGAGAGACAAGUAGAAGCGCUCAUCGUGCAAUACCAAAACGCGAUCGACCACCACGCGUCGUUAGCGGUUCUACUGGAUUGCUGCCACCGUACAAUCGUCAGCAGGCUGAGGGUCAGGAGUUCCUGUACAGCAUUAACAAUCACGAUUAUUCCGAGCUUUUUGUCGCCUACGAAUGUCUAUGUAGCGGCUCGGAAAAUCUUAAAUUGUUAGUGUCCAACGAGAGAGUACGCGUUAUCUCUGGCGGCACGAAAGCGGUAGUGACUCAAGUCAAUCUAGCGGAGCUUCUGCGCUGUCAGCCGAUGCAGAAGGUUCAAAGCAACAAUAUCACUUUGCAUUACAUAGAGUUGAUAUCCAGACUUGAUUCAUCGGCCGCGGUCAAUUUAGAUGGAUUAGCGGAUGGAUUAUUAAGACGGCCGAAAGUGCGCUGCGACAACGAAGAGGUGGCAAAGCGGGUGUCGCAACAAAUCAAUUAUGCCAAAGGGAUGCACGAAGAACGAAGUUUGACGUUGUCAUCGUCGGAUAACAUGUUAGAUGACGUACAACACUACAAUCGACUAUACGACUAAAGUUUGAUCUUAUUUCUGACGCGUUUCCUGGACGUACUCUCUCCUAGUCAAAUUUUUAACUUUAUCUCGUUAUCUUGUACGAGAAUCGGUAAUGCCUUAGUUAUGACGCUUAAUGUUAAGUUUACAAGAAGACUGAUAUGGAUUAUCAUAAAAAUAACUGCUCGUCAAUAUACAAGGCAUAAAUCAUUCGAGCAUAAUCAAAUUUUAAUUUUGCGUCUUGUAACUGUGGCAUGGGUCCACGUGGUACAAAACGUGGUACAGAACGUGGUACAGACAUUUUUGAUACAGAUUGAUAAGAUGUAAAAAUGUAAAAUAGUCCUAGGUCAAGAAACUUUCUAAUGAUGUACAUAUGCCAGUUCUUUGCGUGCAGGACAUUACAGAAUCACCGUUCUCCUGAUAAGGCUGUUUUUACAGUCGAUGGAAAAUUUUUUAUCUUUAUAAUAAACGGUCUGUUCUUUUCUCUUUUUCUCUACGUUGGAGAAAAAAAAAAGAUAAACUGUACAAAAUAUUCAUUUAAAAAAGACAGACAUAAAGUUAUUUUAUUAUGCUUCGGGGGUUUUAACAUCUUGUAACUCAAGAGUGGCGCAUUGAUUUUGAAAACAGAUUUUUCUUCUACAAUUUUGGUUCAGCUCUUAUCACUAAGCGCGGUGAUUUUGGGAUGUUCUGUGUCUGUGUACAUACAUGUAUUAAAGUUUAUCUUUUAGCUGAUCAUAAAUUACGAAGGAAUGACCUACUUAAUGCAAUACUUAGAAAUAAUUGAACCAAAGCUUUUAGCAUAUAUAGUGUACUUUUAAUGAGUACAAAUAUUGUAGCAUGUAGUAUUUAUUCUUUAUAUAUAAAAAUAUAUAUAUAUAUAUAUACAUAUAUAUAUAUAUAUAUAUAUAUAUAUAUAUAUAAAGAAUAUAUAUUUUUCAGUAGCAUACAUCUUUUUCGUUUAGUUAUUCGCACGUUUCAUUUUGCAAUGCCUUGAAUGUGCUACUUUGUACAGAACUUUGUGUAUACGUACGAACAUGGCGUGUGUAAACUGUACAAAUAGAUUAAGUCAGCUAUAUUUAAGUACUUUUGUAAAGCUGGCGUACGAGAUGCGUGGAUAAUAUACGUUUGUAUUAUAUAUCAUGUUGAUACUUGCUAAUAUUAAUAAAUGUUACAAGUAUGAUGGUGAGUCGGGAUACAAAAGAGA